CUCCGGGUGGUCCAGCGCGAAAGCUCGUGUGCUCUGUUCGCGACGUAAGCUUGCACGGUACGUUUCGGCUACGUUCUGCGGUAAAUUUAGUUCGCCGACGUGAUUUACGUGAUUUUGCUACUCGUUAAUCGUUGUCGAUCGUCGAUCUAGCGUAAUCCGUGUGAUAUAAUACUCUGCGUGGUGCCAGAUUCUCGAUGCGGUACUCCCGACACCCUCGCAUUAACCUUCAUUAUUCUUGCUCCUCUGGUGUCUCCGCAUCAUCGAUCUGGUAACGUGAUUGAAUCUCGACGGGAAAUGAACUCGAAACAGUGAAACAGGCGGGAAUAAGGAAAACGGAAGCACAAAAAUAAGUAUCGGUGGCCGGAAACGGUUUUUAAUGCAGAUCAAAAGUGAUAUAAAAAUCGUGAGUUAAUGUAAGACAAUAUUGCCAGAGUGGUACGUUUAGGUCGAGGAAAUACAGAAUAGUCAGACGCAUUGCGGAGAACUAUAAGCCGUGGUAUAUUUGUGUGAUGAUUCGAUGUAUGACGAACGAGAAUUCGAAAGUGGAGCUCCGAUUCUGUGAUUCGGUUGCUGUCUUCGAGAUAUCUACGUAAAGAAGAGAACAGUCUCGCAGUUUCGUAGAAACCGGGACGAGAUAAAGAUUAAGAAGGGGGAAAACGUGGAUUCCCUCAAAUGAAAGAAGUAGCGUUCUUAGUCAACGUCAACCGAUAUCUGGGCGAUAAGUCAGUGAACUGAGUGGCCCUGCGAUUAUACUUAAAGAUCGAUCGGUUCGCCAGCCACCAUUUUUUCCCUACCCAUCGUUCAUCGAUUUUAAAGAUCGCGAGGCUGGAUUGUUCGACUGCAACAUGGACGCUCUGGAGUUGCAAGCAGCUCUUGUGAAGCUGGACCCAGCUACAACGGUAACGCCGAUCGGCAGCAACGUGAAAGUGAUGCCACCUCAUCACCGCAUAACGUUCGCCGUCGAUUUGGACCAAAACGAUCUGACGUUAGAAAAUACCGGAAUGCAGAACGACGGGAAGCCGAUGAACAACACGGCACACCAGACGAACAACGGCUCGAGAAAGUUGCACAAUUGUUCGAACCAGCUGACCGUACCAGGCCAUCAGAAUCAUCCCAGCAACCAGCAAAUAGAAAUGUCGAAGUGCGAGAUGGCUGAGGUCAGGUGACGCCAGCCUUGCUUCGACCUCAUCUUUUAUCAUACUUACCCGCCGCACAGGGGCAACAAGCAUCAUAAUAAGCAUCACGCUAAGGAGAAGAGACAUCAUAAUCAUCAUACAAU
This is a messenger RNA of Ceratina calcarata, 1279 nucleotides long. RefSeq lists its product as uncharacterized. The coding region runs from base 846 to 1166 and encodes 106 amino acids. NCBI's taxonomy places the organism in Eukaryota, Metazoa, Arthropoda, Insecta, Hymenoptera, Apidae. The record is from RefSeq and is a predicted model, not a curated record. The transcript has 2 exons.